Salvia splendens (bonfire salvia) is the source of this 1701-nucleotide messenger RNA. Its product is annotated as zinc finger protein JACKDAW. Bases 322 to 1533 code for a protein of 403 amino acids. NCBI's taxonomy places the organism in Eukaryota, Viridiplantae, Streptophyta, Magnoliopsida, Lamiales, Lamiaceae. The record is from RefSeq and is a predicted model, not a curated record. Gene Ontology annotation, cellular component: nucleus. Gene Ontology annotation, molecular function: DNA-binding transcription factor activity. The transcript has 3 exons.
GAUGAUGAGAUAGGACUUAGAACCAGAGAGAGAAGAGAGAGGAGUUUGGUUUGUUAGAAGAAUAGAGAGGAAAUUCAGUGGUAUUUUUGGUGUUUUGCUCUUGAAAUCAAACAAAUCAUCCACCAGAUUGUAUUCUUGUGCUGUUCUCCUCGGAUUCAAAACGUUAUUAGAAAUAUACUACUCCUAAUUCCUUCUCUCGUGUGUUUUCUUCUGAAUAUAACACCAAACUAUCCAUCUGUUUGUAUUUGGAAACCUUGUUAGUUUAUUUUGUUUUGUACAACUCUUUGUGUUUCCUCCUCACUCCUUCACCCUUGCUAUCAAAUGAUGUCUGGUUCUGCCCCCAAUUCCCAAACAAACCCUAACUCCAAACCCCCUUCUUCUGCAAAAAGGCGACGAAAUCUUCCCGGCACACCAGAUCCAGAUGCAGAAGUUAUCGCUCUUUCUCCAAAGACGCUCAUGGCGACCAACCGAUUCGUCUGCGAAAUCUGCAACAAAGGCUUCCAGCGCGACCAGAAUCUCCAGCUGCACAGGAGGGGCCACAAUCUGCCAUGGAAGCUCAAGCAAAGAGCUAACAAGGAUCAAAUCAAGAAGAAGGUUUACAUCUGCCCGGAGAAGAGCUGCGUCCACCACGAGCCGGGCCGGGCCCUCGGCGACCUCACCGGAAUAAAAAAGCACUUCAGCCGCAAGCACGGCGAGAAAAAAUGGAAGUGCGAGAAAUGUUCUAAGAAAUACGCUGUUCAAUCCGAUUGGAAGGCUCACUCCAAGACGUGUAGUACCAGAGAGUACAAGUGCGACUGUGGAACUCUCUUUUCCAGAAAAGAUAGUUUCAUCACGCACCGCGCUUUUUGCGACGCCUUGGCAGAGGAGAGCGCCGCUGCAACCAACAAUUCGAACUUGAGAAAUGAUUUCGGUGGGAAUAUGAUGAAUUCCGCCGGAAUUCAGCAGAUAUCGGUGGAUCAGAAUCAGCAGAAGCCGAGGCUGUCGCUUUGGUUGGAUCAAGACAACUCUCAGCUCAAUAAUUCAAUUAUGUUCAUGCCUUCAUCGACAGAUUUGACCGACAUGAUUCAGAUGGCGUCGAACGGCCUUCUCGGCUCGAAUUCAUCGACGAUGGCGGAUUCUCCCUACUCCGAUGGCCAAAGCUCGGGCAUGUCGGCGACGGCGCUGCUGCAGAAGGUCGCUCAGAUAGGGGCCACGAGGAGCAGCCCGACGUUCUUCGGCAACGCGGUCGGGGUGAUGAGCUCGUCUUCGUCAUCGGCGUCUUCCACCAACACGUUGCGGUACGGCUCUCCGCAGAGCGAGCUGCAUCUGGUGUUUGGGGAGAAUCAAGCGGCGGCGAUGAUGAAUUUCAACAACAAUCUCGGUACCGCCGCACAGGGGGAUAAUUCGGUGAGCUUGCAUUCGGGAUUGCAUGGUUUCACGAGGGAUUUUCUGGGAAUGGGCGGAGACGGCGGGACGUUUUUGCCGCAGGAGCUGGCUAAGUUCGCUUCGAUGAGUCCGGCAAUGGGGCUCACCCACUUCACUACCAAUCAGUAGCGCUUACCUUUCCUUUUUUUUUCCCCUCUUCCUUUUUUUUCCCCUCUUCCUUUAUUUUUGUUUUUGAGAUUUUGUUUGAUACUAUCUAUUACUACUACCAUAAUAAGAAAUGUUUAUACCUCUAAGUAAUUACUCUACAUAAGUAAAAGUACUAACAAAUUAAAAUGA